AUGUCCCGUGCUGCUGGUAUCGAGCAGGAAAACGACUCCCAGUUCAACCUCCUGGCCAGCAAAAUCUCUACGUUCAAGAAUGUAGCCAAUGACAUUAACAACUACGCGCAAGAGGACUCCACCACGCUGUCUAACGUGUCCAACGCCAUGAACGCGCUGUUUGAAAACGUGAAAACAACAUCGUCCAAGCUGGGCCGCGUGGUCGCCAGCAAACCGCAGACGUUCCGCAUGGUGGUGGUCGGAGUGCUGGGCUUCUUCAUCAUUUACACGUUAUUGAAAUUAAUAUGA
This is a messenger RNA of Ogataea angusta, 288 nucleotides long. RefSeq lists its product as uncharacterized. The record is from RefSeq and is a predicted model, not a curated record. Bases 1 to 288 code for a protein of 95 amino acids. Gene Ontology annotation, biological process: intra-Golgi vesicle-mediated transport. The transcript has a single exon. Lineage: Eukaryota; Fungi; Ascomycota; Pichiomycetes; Pichiales; Pichiaceae.